GCUAAGCUGGAACUGCUUCGUGACGUCGACGGAAAUAUAUCCUACGAAAUAGCUAGAAAGUUAUAGGCAUCCUGGAAGAAGGAUGAUAAUUAUGCAUUGUUAGGGUGUAAACGUGCAUAAGUAAGGCUUUAUCUAAAAAGAUAAAGACAUUAGGAGUGAUAUAUACGUGAGUAAAGAAUUGUAAGAGUCUGUUACUCCAAUUCAGUGCUAAUCACCACGUUCCUCCCACACAAUCGUCACAUCGCGGCCUUAAAUGAAAAAUAAACAUUGAGAUUUGAAUUUAAGUAAGAAUAUCUACGAGAAACGGAUUUUUUUAAAUAUAAUUUAUUUUAUUUUCACACACGAUUAACAUAAUUCAGAGGUCUGAUGAACGAGGGACUCAGAGCUCUACCGACGUACUUAAACCUAUCUAGCCGAGGUAAUAAUAAUUAAGAACUCAAAUUCAUUAAUUAAACUGUGUAAUAUAUCGUCGAACCCGAACCAAAGACUUGCUUGGUAAUGGAAAGUGCGCAACGUCACUCCAGUCGAUAAUUUUGUGUUUUCUGCGGUGCCAAUAAGCAGUUAGGAAAUUUGAGGCUAAUAACUAAGAAUUAAUAUUAAGGGGAGGGUCUGGAGCCCAUGGACAUCCCCCCAGCUACGUUCCUGCACAGAAUUCAAAUCUACUCUCCUUUUCAGAGCACUGAGCGGUACCACCAAAGUGACAUAGUGCACAGUGGACGAGUUUCACCACCUCUUCCUGCUACCAUGGUGUCGACACACAACACAUUGUUUCAUACCUAGUGGUAGAUGCUGCACACAGGAUGCAGUUGAUGACUAUAUCAGCUGGAAUAACAUCGAUUACCACAUCUAAAUCUGCUUGGUUCACCCUCAGCACACCAGUGGCCGCUCCCAAGAUAAUGGCAAUAGGACCGUACAUGUUGUCCACCCAUCCAGGUAUUCGACCUCUUGAAACACGAGCAACCAGACGCGGUUGACAAGAUAGUGUUCGUUGCUGGAGACUGCUCCAGCCCUCGUCUGGGCCUCAGCGACUCGGACUACUAUCACCUGACCCAACAUGUCAACAUCAUGCUGCACCUGGCUGCCAAUGUCAGGUUCGACGAGACAAUGAAAGUGGCAAUAAACACUAACAUCAAGGGCACGAUGGAGGCCGUGAGGUUGUGUUGGGACUGUUUCUCUCUGAAGGCUGCAGUGUUUGUUACAACAGCCUUUUCGAAUGUUAACUGUAAGGAGGUGAGAGAAGAGUUUUAUGACCCACCAAUGCAACUGGAAGAGGUACUGGCUCUAAUGGAUAGAGUCAGUGAACAAGAGCUCGAAAUAUUUAGUCACAAGGUAACAGGUGCUAGGAAAAUCCCUUAUUUGUUCUCGAAAGCUGUGACGGAGAACCUGAUUUUGACGCAUGCCAAAGGCUUACCAAUUGCAAUUGUGAGGCCCUCAAUGGUUGUGUCUACAGUAAGAGAGCCUAUACCAGGGUGGCUGGACAACAUGUAUGGCCCGAUAUCUAUUGUCACUGGAGUUGGAACAGGCGUAUUGAGAGUUAAUAAUGCAGACAUAGACUUGGUAUUGGACCUGGUUCCAGCUGAUAUGGUCACCAAUUGCAUCUUAUCUGUGGCUUCAACCAUGAGCAUGAGCAGUAGGUCAAAUGAUGGCAUCACUAUUUACAAUGUGGUUACAUCAGACAAAAAUCCCAUAACUAUAAGAUUAAUGAAGGAAAUGUUCAUAUUUUGUGAAAAGUUCCCAUUGAAGACAGUAAUCUGGUACCCAUUUAUGCUGUCAGUUCCUAAUUUUAAACUGUACACGUUCCUGACUCUCUUCCUGCACGUGCUACCAGGAUGUCUUCUGGACCUGGUCCUCCGACUGAAGGGCAAGCCACCAAUGUUACUGAAGAUAUACAAGAAAAUAAGAAAAUUUGCCAUCAUAAUGAAUAUGAUUUCUAUGAAGGAAAUAACAUUUUUCAGUGACAACUUGCACAAUCUAUAUGAGCAAUUAGGUUCUGAAGAUAAGGAAAUGUUCUUCUUCGACAUGAAACAGAUAAACUGGGUGGAUUAUAUGUUUACAGCAUGUCUUGAGUCGAGGAAGUAUCUUCUAAAUGAGACGCUGGAUGAUCUGGAACUUGCUAGGUCUCGUUAUCGAAGGUUGUAUAUAGUCCACACAUUUGUCAAGUAUUUGUUGUUUGGUUUGGCAAUUUAUGCAGCAUGGCUGGUAAUAGUAUUUUUCACCCAUAGCAUGUUUUGAUCAAAGCAAGAUGCUAGAAUAUGCAUUGUGUGUAUUUUUUUUAAACAUAAUCCACUGUAUUUGUAAGUUGUUAUAUUUGUAAACGGUACUGGAAUGCAUUUAAAUAAAAGUGUUUCCGUGAUACAGUACGUGCAGAUAGAUAUAAUUUAAUAAUAGGUGAUGGACUAUUUGGAAAUAAAACUCAUUAUAAUAUU
This is a messenger RNA of Bacillus rossius redtenbacheri, 2426 nucleotides long. Its product is annotated as fatty acyl-CoA reductase wat-like. The transcript has 11 exons. NCBI's taxonomy places the organism in Eukaryota, Metazoa, Arthropoda, Insecta, Phasmatodea, Bacillidae. Gene Ontology annotation, molecular function: alcohol-forming very long-chain fatty acyl-CoA reductase (NADP+) activity. Gene Ontology annotation, biological process: long-chain fatty-acyl-CoA metabolic process. The coding region runs from base 1066 to 2232 and encodes 388 amino acids. The record is from RefSeq and is a predicted model, not a curated record. Gene Ontology annotation, cellular component: peroxisome.